CCUAGGAGAUAGCAAAUACAUCUUCGUCAUUUUAGAUGACUAUAGCAGAUACACAUGGACUUACUGUAAUAUCCCUUGCUUUUAAAAAUGUAUUAAUAAGGAUUUAUAUGUAAAUUGGGGGACCUAUAUGUAAAUAUAGAAAUUACAAGGACUAAACUGGUAAGUUGCAAAAAGAAAAAAAAAAAGAAAAGGAAAAACCGAAAAUUCGGUAUUAUCCCACCGCCUCCCACGCACUCUGUUUCUUUCCAGAAACAGAGAGAGCGGUGGGGCGUGAGGAGAAGAAGGAGAGUGGUUGAAGAAAAGAAGAAGAAGAGGGAAAAGAAGAGAGGAGGAAGAAGAGAGGAAGAAGAGGGAGAAGAGAAGAAGAUGAAGAAGAAGAAGAAGAGGAGGUGGCUGCAGCGAGGGCUGCAGCGAGAAGCUGUGGGGCGUGGGGAGAAGAAGAGAGGAAGAAGAGGGAGAAGAGAAGAAGAAGAAGAAGAAGAAGAAGAAGAGAGGAGGAUAGCUGCGGCAAGGCUGCAGCGAGGAGGUGUGUGGCUUUGGGGAGGAAAAGGGAAGAGGAGAAGAAGAGAAGAAGAAGAAGAGGGAAAAGAGAGGCAGCUGCAGCAGCCAGGGCUGCAGCACCUCUGUUUCCCGCAGGUGGAAACAGAGGAGAGGAUGUGUGGGGCGUUGAGGAUGAAAAGGGAAGAAGAAGAAGAAGAAGAAGAAGAAGAAGAAGAAGAAGAAGAAGAAGAAGAAGAAGAAGAAGAAGAUAGCUGCGGCAAGGCUGCAGCAAGGAGAUGUGUGGCCUUGGGGAGGAAAAGGGAAGAGGGGAAGAGGAGAAGAAGAAGAAGAGGAAGAGAAAGAGGUGUGAUACCUCUGUUUCCUGCAGAGGAAACAGAGGAGAGGGUGUGUGUGACGCCGGGGAAGAAGGGGCUGCAGCUGCGGCGAUGGCAGCUGCAGCUGGAAGAGAAGAAGAAGAGGAAGAUGAGCAGGGGAGGAGGGAGAGGUUGCGGCCGUGGCUGCGGCCGCGACUGCAGCAGUUGCAGCGGGGAGAGAAGAAGAAGAAAGGAAGGAGAAGGAAGAGGAGAAGGGAAAGAAGUAGCUGCGGCUGCGGUUGUGGCAGCUGCAGCUAUGGCAGGGAAAGAGGAAGAGAAAAAGGAAAGGAAGAAGAAGAGAAAGGGAAGGAGAGGAAGAGGAGAAGGGGCUGCGGCUGCGGCGAUGGCAGCUGCAGCUGUGGCAGGGAAAGAGAAAAAGGAAAGGAAGAAGAAGAGAAAGGGAAGGAGAGGAAGAAGAGAGGAAGAGGAGAAGGGGCUGCGGCUGCGGUGAUGGCAGCUGCAGCUGUGGCUGGGAAAGAAGAGAAGGAAAGGAAGAAGAAGAGAAAGGGAAGGAGAGGAAGAAGAGAGGAAGAGGAGAAGGGGUGGCAGCUGCAGUUGGAAGAGGAGGAGGAAAUAGAGCAGGGGAGGAAGAAGAGGCUGCGACGUUGAAAUCAGUUUGUUGGAAACUCUGAGUGUGGUGGCUGCGGCCGUGGCUGCGACUCCGGCUGCGGCUGCGACGUUGGCUGCGGUAGCUGCGGCAGCGGUGGUGGCUGCAGUAGCUGUAGUAGCUGCUUUUGGGAAAGAGAAAGAGUAGGAACGAUAGAAGGGAAGAAGGAAAUAGUGCAGUGGAAGGGGGCUGCGGUUGUGACCGCAGUUGCGAUUGUGGCAGCGGCAGCGGCGGCGACUGUGGCAGCUGCGUUUGGGAAAGAAAAAGAAGGAAUGAGAGUAAGAGAGAGCAGGUGAUUGUGCCUCGAUGUUCGACACAUGAUGUAGUUACGAAGAAAGGAAGAAAACGGGAGCACAAAACGAAACAGAGAGAGGACACGGAGGAAAAGUAGAAAGAUUGGACUGGCACCUUCCUUGGAUAUUCAGAUCAAAAUAUUUGAAAGGUCAGCUUGUCACUCUUCGAGAUGUUUGAUUUGGGCUGAGGCAGUGGAUAGCUAUUCAGAAUAAUGGGCAAGUCUGGUUGGUUUUUACGAUAUUGUUGUAUAAGUAUGCCUUGUAUAUAAUGAAAUGUUGUCGAUGAACCGAAAUAGAUAUACUGUGUCCAAGUGUUAGGAGAUCUCUCUUAUUUGGAAUUUCAGAAUGUUAAGUCUAAUUUAUGGUGAUAUGAACUUGUGGUGAAUAGUUGGAGUUCUGAUUGUAUAAUUUAUUUAGCUUGUGGAUUUAUAAAUGUUGUUCAUGUUUGUCAAGUUGGCUUGGGUUGCCAUAAAUGUGAAUUAUCGAGUGAUGUGAUAUAUGAUUAUAAACUGCACAGGUUUUAUGGAUGUGAAUAUGAAUAGAAUGUUUUCAGUGUCCUCAAAUGUGUGUUUGGAUCCUGGGUUAGUUGUGACAAAAAAAAAAAAAAAUUAAAAAUCAUGGAUAUUUUGAGGGGCGUGACAGUGGUGGUAUCAGAGCUUUGUUUGAGGAUUACUGAAAUAUUUGAUAUGUUGACGUGCAAAAUAUAUUGAGGUCUAAUGAACUAUAGUGAUUGGUGGAAAUUUUCUUUGAUGUAUUUUAGGAAUCUGGGAUGAUGAGGACAUUUUGUCCUCCUAUUUCAUUGUUUCUGAUUAAUUAAGGGGAAUGAAAGGAUUGAUUGGGGAUAUUGAAUCAGAGUGGCGCAGCAGAAGCAUGAUGAACCUAAUUUCAUUGGUGGUAGAAAAAUGGAUGAUGCAAAUAGAGAAGAUAUUUGAUAUACAAAAUUGUUCUGAUACUCGAAAGAUUUCUUUUGCCACGUUAUAUUGGAAGUAAAGACUUAUUAUUGACGGCAACAAUGAAAAGAAUUUUUGAAGAUCAAUGGCAAGAAUGACAAGAACAAGUUUACCAAUAAAAAUAUGAUUGGAAAUGAAUCAGUAAGUAACAACAAGAGAGUCAAGACAUUUGGAUUUGGAAUGGGAAGUCACCACAAAAGACUCAAUCAGGUGUGAAUUGCAAGUUAAAUUGUGAAACAAGUUUAUGUUUGUGCGUGACUAGAGCCUAUUUUGCUUAUGGAAAGUUUGAUCAUAAAAUAAAAGUUUGCCCUUUGAACAAGAAGAAAGAGUCACUGCCUCCUAAAUCAUCAGCCCAUGUCAGAGUGUAUGCUAUCACUGAAUAUGAUUCUAAGACUUCUGAAUUAGUGGUCGAAGGUAUUAUGUAUGUUUAUGAAAGAAUGCAAAUAUUUGUUUGAACAUGGGUUCUAUCUACGAUUUGAUUCGUAACAUAUUGCCUAUCACUUGGGUAUUCAACCUAGACCACUGUAUUAUGUGAUAUAUGUAAGUACAAUCAUUGGAGAUUCUUUGAUAACGAACUUGAAUCUGGUCCUCUUGUCUGAUUUUUGUUGGAGAACUUGAACUUUUGCUGAUUUAGUUCUCCUAGAGAUUUGGAGUUAUGAUAUUAUACUUGGUAUGCAUUGGCUAUCUUCUUAUCAUACCAGUAUGGAUUGGUAUAUAACAAAUGAUCACUUUUUGCAUAUUUGAUCGGCCGAUCUUUUAUUUUGAGAGUAUUGGACAUUAUUUAUCUCCUUGCCUAAUGUAUCCCAGGAUGACUUGUUUGGAUUACCUCCAAAUGUGAUUUUUCUUUUGAUUUGGUCCUUGGGACAAUCCUAAAAUCUAAGCCUCUCUACGGAAAGAUAUCAUUUGAGUAAGUGGAAUUAGAAAAGCAACUACAAGAAUUAUUAAAUGAGGAUUUUAUUUGGCUUAAUAUUUCAUCAUGUGGUGCUCCGGUAUUAGUUAAAAGAUGGAUGGAACAUUGAGGCUUUGUAUUGAUUAUAGAUAGUUGAAUUAGGUGACCAUCAAAAAACGAGUAUUUUCUAAAGUGACCACUUGUUUGAUUAACUGCAGGGUGCACAGGUAUUUUAAAAGAUUGUUUGAAGGUCGGGUUACCAUCUAUUGAGGAUCAAGGAGGAGAAUAUUUCGGUCACUCUUGGAUAAUUAUGUAAUUGUAUUGUAUUGAUGAAACUAUUUAAGAGUAGGAGGAAAUAAAGAUAUCAUAAUCCUCAUCUUUUCAUCGAUUGAGCUAUGAUCAAUUUAGAGGACUAAAUUUUCUUUUAAGGGGGAGAGAGUGUAAUAUCCCUUGCUUUUAAAAAUAUAUUAAUAAGGAUUUAUAUGUAAAUUGGGGGAUCUAUAUGUAAAUAUAGAAAUUACAAGGACUAAACUGCUAAGUUGCAAAAAGAAAAAAAAAAAGAAAAGGAAAAACCGAAAAUUCGGUAUUAUCCCACCGCCUCCCACGCACUCUGUUUCUUUCCAGAAACAGAGAGAGCGGUGGGGCGUGAGGAGAAGAAGGAGAGUGGUUGAAGAAAAGAAGAAGAAGAGGGAAAAGAAGAGAGGAGGAAGAAGAGAGGAAGAAGAGAGGAAGAAGAGGGAGAAGAGAAGACGAUGAAGAAGAAGAAGAAGAGGAGGUGGCUGCAGCGAGGGCUGCAGCGAGAAGCUGUGGGGCGUGGGGAGAAGAAGAGAGGAAGAAGAGGGAGAAGAGAAGAAGAAGAAGAAGAAGAAGAGGAAGAGAGGAGGAUAGCUGCGGCAAGGCUGCAGCGAGGAGGUGUGUGGCUAUGGGGAGGAAAAGGGACGAGGAGAAGAAGAGAAGGAGAAGAAGAGGGAAAAGAGAGGCAGCUGCAGCAGCCAGGGCUGCAGCACCUCUGUUUCCCGCAGGUGGAAACAGAGGAGAGGAUGUGUGGGGCAUUGAGGAUGAAAAGGGAAGAAGAAGAAGAAGAAGAAGAAGAAGAUAGCUGCGGCAAGGCUGCAGCGAGGAGAUGUGUGGCCUUGGGGAGGAAAAGGGAAGAGGGGAAGAGGAGAAGAAGAAGAAGAGGAAGAGAAAGAGGUGUGAUACCUCUGUUUCCUGCAGAGGAAACAGAGGAGAGGGUGUGUGUGACGCCGGGGAAGAAGGGGCUGCAGCUGCGGCGAUGGCAGCUGCAGCUGGAAGAGAAGAAGAAGAGGAAGAUGAGCAGGGGAGGAGGGAGAGGUUGCGGCCGUGGCUGCGGCCGCGACUGCAGCAGUUGCAGCGGGGAGAGAAGAAGAAGAAAGGAAGGAGAAGGAAGAGGAGAAGGGAAAGAAGUAGCUGCGGCUGCGGUUGUGGUAGCUGCAGCUAUGGCAGGGAAAGAGGAAGAGAAAAAGGAAAGGAAGAAGAAGAGAAAGGGAAGGAGAGGAAGAAGAGAGGAAGAGGAGAAGGGGCUGCGGCUGCGGCGAUGGCAGCUGCAGCUGUGGUAGGGAAAGAGAAAAAGGAAAGGAAGAAGAAGAGAAAGGGAAGGAGAGGAAGAAGAGAGGAAGAGGAGAAGGGGCUGCGGCUGCGGUGAUGGCAGCUGCAGCUGUGGCUGGGAAAGAAGAGAAGGAAAGGAAGAAGAAGAGAAAGGGAAGGAGAGGAAGAAGAGAGGAAGAGGAGAAGGGGUGGCAGCUGCGGCAGUGGCAGCUGCAGUUGUAAGAGGAGGAGGAAAUAGAGCAGGGGAGGAAGAAGAGGCUGCGACAUUGAAAUCAGUUUGUUGGAAACUCUGAGUGUGGUGGCUGCGGCCGUGGCUGCGACUCCGGCUGCGGCUGCGACGUUGGCUGCGGUAGCUGCGGCAGCGGUGGUGGCUGCAGUAGCUGCAGUAGCUGCUUUUGGGAAAGAGAAAGAGUAGGAACGAUAGAAGGGAAGAAGGAAAUAGUGCAGUGGAAGGGGGCUGCGGUUGUGACCGCAGUUGCGAUUGUGGCAGCGGCAGCGGCGGCGGCUGUGGCAGCUGCGUUUGGGAAAGAAAAAGAAGGAAUGAGAGUAAGAGAGAGCAGGUGAUUGUGCCUCGAUGUUCGACACGUGAUGUAGUUACGAAGAAAGGAAGAAAACGGGAGCACAAAACGAAACAGAGAGAGGACACGGAGGAAAAGUAGAAAGAUUGGACUGGCACCUUCCUUGGAUAUUCAGAUCAAAAUAUUUGAAAGGUCAGCUUGUCACUCUUCGAGAUGUUUGAUUUGGGCUGAGGCAGUGGAUAGCUAUUCAGAAUAAUGGGCAAGUCUGGUUGGUUAUUACGAUAUUAUUGUAUAAGUAUGCCUUGUAUAUAAUGAAAUGUUGUCGAUGAACCGAAAUAGAUAUACUGUGUCCAAGUGUUAGGAGAUCUCUCUUAUUUGGAAUUUCAGAAUGUUAAGUCUAAUUUAUGGUGAUAUGAACUUGUGGUGAAUAGUUGGAGUUCUGAUUGUAUAAUUUAUUUAGCUUGUGGAUUUAUAAAUGUUGUUCAUGUUUGUCAA
This is a messenger RNA of Musa acuminata AAA Group (dessert banana), 6172 nucleotides long. RefSeq lists its product as uncharacterized. Bases 367 to 1305 code for a protein of 312 amino acids. The record is from RefSeq and is a predicted model, not a curated record. The transcript has 3 exons. Lineage: Eukaryota; Viridiplantae; Streptophyta; Magnoliopsida; Zingiberales; Musaceae.